Cyprinodon tularosa is the source of this 1972-nucleotide messenger RNA. RefSeq names its product E3 ubiquitin-protein ligase TRIM21-like. The record is from RefSeq and is a predicted model, not a curated record. Lineage: Eukaryota; Metazoa; Chordata; Actinopteri; Cyprinodontiformes; Cyprinodontidae. Gene Ontology annotation, molecular function: protein binding; zinc ion binding. The coding region runs from base 79 to 1725 and encodes 548 amino acids. The transcript has 2 exons.
CCACCACCAAAAAAAAAGCUGAAACAGCAGAAAGAUCUACAGUCUUUGCCCAAAAAGAGCAACAGCAACAGUUCAGACAUGUCUUCUAGCAGCAACCUGCGGUCUGAGGAUCCGUUCCUGUGCUCCAUCUGUCUGGAUGUCUUCACUGAUCCAGUCAGCACACCAUGUGGACACAACUUCUGCAAAGCCUGCAUCACUCAGCACUGGGAUGGAAAUGAAAAAUGUCAGUGUCCUUUUUGUAACAAGUUGUUUAAGACCAGACCUGAGGUGGAAAUCAACACCUUCAUCAAAGAGAUGGUUGUUAAGUUCAGACGUGAAGCUCAGCAGGAAGCCAUUAGCAUCAACAUCUCAGAGCAACAAGCUGCCAAACCAGGAGAAGUUCCCUGUGACGUCUGCACUGGAACCAAACUGAAGGCCCUGAAGUCCUGCCUGGUGUGUCUCCUCUCCUACUGUCAGACUCACCUGGAGCCUCAUCUGACAGCUCCACGUCUGAAGAAACAUCAGCUGAUGGAGCCUGUGGAGAACCUGGAGGACAGGAUGUGUCUGCAGCAUGAAAGACCUCUGGAGCUGUUCUGUAGGACCGACCAGACAUGUGUCUGUUUGCUCUGUGCUGUUUUGGACCAUAAGAACCACGAGUUUGUUCCUCUGAGAGAAGAAACUGAAGGAAAGAAGGCAGAGCUGAAGAAGACAGAGGAUGAAGUUCAGAAGAUGAUCCAGAACAGACGAGUGAAGAUUCAGGAGAUCAAAGAGUCGGUGAAGAUCAGUAAAGAUGCUGCAGACAGAGAGAAAGCAGAAGGUGUUGAGGUCUUCACUGCUCUGAUGGAGUCUGCUGAGAGAGGCCUGAAGAAGCUCAUCAAGGAGAUCGAAGACAAACAGAAAACUGCAGAGAAACAGGCUGAAGACUUCAUCAAAGAUCUGGAACAGGAAAUAUCUGAGCUGAUGAAGAGGAGCUCUGAGGUGAAGCAGCUCUCCCGGUCUGAAGACCACCUCCACCUCCUCCAAAGCUUCUCCUCCCUGAAAGCUGCUCCACCCACCAAGAACUGGACAGAGGUCAGAGUCCGUCCACCAUCAUAUGAGGGGACUGUGGUGAGAGCUGUGGCUCAGCUGGAGGAGAAGAUCAGGAAGAAGAUGAAGAUGAUGAGGAAGGCUGAGAUGAAGAGGGUCCAGCAGUCUGCAGUGGAUGUGACUCUGGAUCCUGAUACAGCUCAUCCUAGACUCAUCCUGUCUGAUGAUGGAAAACAGGUUUACUGUGGGACUAAAGGACAGAAUCUACCAGACAAUCCAGAGAGAUUUUCUAUCUAUCUUUAUGUUUUAGGACGUCAGAGUUUCUCUUCAGGCAGAUUUUACUUUGAGGUUCAGGUUAAAGGAAAGACUGACUGGAGUUUAGGAGUGGCCAGAGAGUCCAUCAACAGGAAGGGAAAGAUCACACUGAGUCCUGAGGAUGGUGUCUGGACUGUUGUGUUGAGGAAAAGCAAUGAGUAUGUAGCUCUUGCUGAUCCUCCAGUCCGUCUGCAUCUCCAUCCUGGUCCUGAGAAGGUGGGGGUGUUUGUGGAUUAUGAGGAGGGUCUGGUCUCCUUCUAUGAUGUAGAUGCUGCAGCUCUGAUCUACUCCUUUACUGGCUGCUGCUUCACUGACAAACUCUACCCAUUAUUUAGUCCCUGUAAUAAUGAUGGAGGUAAAAACUCUGCUCCUCUGAUCAUCUGUCCUAUUAAUCAGGCUGAUUAAUCCUCUGAAAGCUCCUCUGAUGAAGAAUGAAUCUGUAGAUGAACAACCUUCAACCUGAGUGAGUCUUGAGGUGAAGUCCCGCUGGUUGAGAGGUUAGCUUGGAAACAUCUUCAGCAGGAAGUCGACAGUUCAGUUCCACCUCUGAUCUCUAUUUAUUCCCUGAAUUGCUGAUGGCCCAUUGGUAGUAUGGGGUUGAAGUGAAGCCACUGGCCGCCAUAUUGGUACUCCCUAUGGAGUACCAAUAUUU